Trichosporon asahii var. asahii CBS 2479 is the source of this 918-nucleotide messenger RNA. Its product is annotated as Urease accessory protein ureG. NCBI's taxonomy places the organism in Eukaryota, Fungi, Basidiomycota, Tremellomycetes, Trichosporonales, Trichosporonaceae. Gene Ontology annotation, molecular function: nickel cation binding; GTPase activity. The record is from RefSeq and is a predicted model, not a curated record. The transcript is spliced from 5 exons. The coding region runs from base 1 to 918 and encodes 305 amino acids.
AUGGCCCAGGUUUGCGACUUCCAGAACAAGCUCAACACCGGUAACGGCGACGCCGCUGCUGCUGCCCACACCCACGAUGGCAGCGGCGCGUCUCACUCGCACUCGCACGACGCAGCUGCUGAGCACGGCCACACCCACGAGCACCUCGAGAAUGCCGGCAAGUACGCCGAGCGCGACAUGCCCGACUACUCUGGCCGCGACUGGAAGGAGCGCACCUUCACCGUGGGCAUUGGCGGUCCCGUCGGAUCGGGCAAGACGGCGCUGUUGCUUGCGCUGUGUCGUGCGCUCCGUGAUGAUUACAACAUCGCUGCCGUCACCAACGACAUCUUCACGCGCGAGGACCAGGAGUUCCUGAUCCGCAAUGAGGCUCUUCCGAAGGAACGCAUUCGCGCUAUCGAGACGGGCGGCUGUCCGCACGCGGCCAUCCGCGAGGACAUCUCGGCCAACAUGCACGCGCUUGAGGAGCUUCAGGCCGAGUUUGACACUGAGCUCCUCUUCGUCGAGUCUGGUGGCGACAACCUUGCGGCGAACUACUCGCGCGAGCUGGCUGAUUACAUCAUCUAUGUGGUAAGUCGACCCAUGCGCGGCAGCCUCCAAUACUGCGCGACGCUGGAAGGCGGAGGCGAGGGAAGCGCUAACGUCCAGAUCGACGUCGCAGGCGGUGACAAGGUCCCUCGUAAGGGCGGACCUGGUAUCUCUCAGUCGGACCUGUUCAUCAUCAACAAGACCGACCUCGCGCCGCACGUUGGUGCCUCGCUCGAUGUCAUGCGCCGCGACUCGGCUAUCAUGCGCGAGAAGGGCCCGACGCUCUUCACGAGCGUGCGCAAGGGCGAGGGCGUGCAGGACGUCGUUGACGCUAUCCUCGGCGCAUGGGCUGCCUCUGGCGCCAAGGGCAAGAACACGCCGAAGCAGAAGUAA